AUGCAACGGAAGAUGAGCGCCAUGUUUUUCUCAGUCUUGCUGGUUUCGGCCAUUUUCAUGGCUUCUUGUUUGCAACCAGCUGAAAUGAGGCCGCUGAAGGAAGAAGGCGGUGCUGAUGAUAAUCAUUUAUUGCUGUUGCAGUCCCUGCAGAGGGGUCCGGUAAGCGGGUCGGGUCCCAAUCCGUGCACCAACAUCCCCGGUCGGAACCCGGGAUCCUGCACCCGUGCUGUGACUGCGAUGAACGUCGCCGGCGGUGUAUUCGCCCGCCGGCCUCCUCUUGCAGUUUCUCAACUCGUCGUCGCUUCGACUACAACUACAAGGCAGUCUGGUCGUCGACAGUUUGCUGGGAGUUCUUGA
Linum tenue is the source of this 357-nucleotide messenger RNA. The record is from the annotation of a GenBank genome assembly. NCBI's taxonomy places the organism in Eukaryota, Viridiplantae, Streptophyta, Magnoliopsida, Malpighiales, Linaceae.